Cylicostephanus goldi is the source of this 333-nucleotide messenger RNA. The record is from the annotation of a GenBank genome assembly. Lineage: Eukaryota; Metazoa; Nematoda; Chromadorea; Rhabditida; Strongylidae.
AUGUUUGCGUUACUAUUGCUGUUAUUCUCAAUCGCUCUUGUAGUCGAUGGUGGAGCGGUGGGAGAAUGCCGCUCAGAAUGUGUUGAACAAAAUCGCUAUAAGAUCGUCCGAGUUCAUUUGAAGGAUGAUUUGGUUAUGGUAGGAAUCUGCCGAAACACCACGCUUUCAGACGAUGGCUACAAGUCGAUCGUAGUCCCAAUGAUCUGCAAUCGCCAUCACGGCAUAUGGACCAUAGAUACUGAGUCGACGCUGAUUCAAGUCAACUAUGUUAAUGCUAAUAGUGUCUUCUCCGACAUCUUCAAUAAUGAGCAUCUUUGGAUUCGCAUUCGAUAA